This is a messenger RNA of Epinephelus lanceolatus (giant grouper), 1756 nucleotides long. RefSeq lists its product as uncharacterized. The record is from RefSeq and is a predicted model, not a curated record. Gene Ontology annotation, cellular component: nucleoplasm. NCBI's taxonomy places the organism in Eukaryota, Metazoa, Chordata, Actinopteri, Perciformes, Serranidae. Gene Ontology annotation, biological process: regulation of transcription by RNA polymerase II. Gene Ontology annotation, molecular function: DNA-binding transcription repressor activity, RNA polymerase II-specific; RNA polymerase II cis-regulatory region sequence-specific DNA binding.
AGCUGUUGUCUCUUAGCAUGUUAGCAUAUCAGCAGCGGUUACCGGGCAGUCUUUCUCCCGGUGUUUGUGUAGUUAAACAUUCUGACCGGAGAUCUGUGGCGACCGGAAAACAUGAAACACGGACAGAUAGAGGGAGACAGAGAGGAGCAGAGGGCUUGUUACCCAGAAUCCUUUGAGGUUGGCGCCUCUGAGCAGCAGCUCUUUGAGGAGGUGGAGGUUAAGGUGGAAGAAGGCGAUGGUGAUGAAGACUAUCGUCAGGAUGCAGACUUCACGUUCAAGGAGGAGGAAGUUGAUGAUGGCGAUGUAGACUGUUGUCAGGGUCCAGGCCUCAGAUUUAAGGUGGAGGAACAGGAAGAUGAUGAUGAUGAUGAAAACUUCCGUCAGGAUCCGGACUUAAGUUUUGAGGUGGAGGAAGAGGAUGAUGGUGAUGUAGAGUCCUGUCAGGAUCCAGACUUUAGUCCUCAUCAGAAAGCCAGGAGGAGAAAUCCGUCAUCGUCACAGAGCAGCGGCGGGAAGGCAGGUGGCAAGCUGAGAGCCCGGGCAGAUGUUAAAGCGAGGAAGGAGCAUCAGUGUAACGAGUGUUCGAAGAGCUUCGACCGUCCGAGUCGUCUGAGGAUCCAUCAAAGGACUCACACCGGUGAGAAACCGUUCGAGUGCUCUGACUGUGACAAACGCUUUAAGAGUAAAUCCAUCCUGUCAGCUCACCUGAAGACUCAUGGUAGCGAGCGGCCAUUCUGCUGUCACGAGUGUGGGAAGUGUUUCCUACAGAGGCAGGCGCUGGUGGAGCACAUGAGGACUCACACAGGCGAGCGGCCCUUUACCUGUCAGCUCUGUAGCCUGAGCUUCUUUGCUAAGAGCCACCUGCAGCGCCACCUGCUGACCCACACAGGUGAGCGCCGCCAUCAGUGUGUGGAAUGCGGGAAGUGCUACAAGAGGAAUGAGCACCUGAGCAGUCACAUGCGCGUCCACAGCGGCGAGCGUCCGUUCAGCUGCAUGGACUGUGGCCGCAGCUACAGAGAGCGAGGACGCCUCCAGCUGCACCUGAGGACGCACACAGGUGAUAGCAAACGCCAUGCCUGCACGCUCUGUGGCCUGCGCUUGGUGUCGGCCAAUCACCUGCAGAGACACAUGCAGACACACGGUGGCGAGCGGCCGCACCGCUGCCCUGACUGCAGCAAAUGCUUCAGCAGGAAAGACAAGAUGAUGGAGCACAUGAGGAUCCACACCGGAGAAAAACCAUACCAGUGCUCCAAGUGUCAGCUCAGCUUCAGGUGGAGGGCAGCACUCAACGCCCAUAACCAUACUCACUCUGUGGAGAAAGAGCAGCUCUGAUUGGACAGCCAGGACUCAGGCUGAGAUUUAAUCUGCACUUUACUGGACCACAGUCAGGUGAUAUUUUCACCUGUAAAGAAUCAGAAGUUCAACACACACCGCAUGCCUUUUAGAGUCAGGAGAAGAAGUCCAGGUACAGAAGAGGACAGUUGGUUUUUAUUAGAAAUUAAAACUUCCCUGAAUUUGGGACAACAUGUCGACUGCAGAGACUUUACCAGCUGGAGUUUACUCCCUUGGUGAGUCCAUACACAGGAGUCAGUGUUUCUCCUAGGUUACUUUUUUUUUCUUGUUAUUUACGUGUCAACGCCUGAAUGCAACACAGGCUCCACUCUAAUUGAGUGUGUGAAGACUGCCGUGCUGCGCUGCUGUGCGAGCGGCGUGUUUGACUGUGCAUAACAGCAGUGUUUUGAUGGUCAGGAAAAUG